UAUAUAUAUAUAUAUAUAUAUAUAGAGAGAGAGAGAGAGAGAGAGAGAGAGAGAGAGAGAGUUGAGUUGAGUACUUGACAGAGUCCAAAAGGUUUCCUGUGGUUGGGCAUAUCACACAUGUACAUCUUUGUUUCUAAAAGACCGGUUUUUUGAGGGAGGGAAUUGAAGCUAAAGAAUGGAAAGUGAGAAGUCAGUAGAAUUGAUUCCACAACCAGAAACACCAAUGGAGCCGAUGGAAUUCUUGUCCAGAUCCUGGAGUCUUUCUGCCGAUGAAAUUUCAAAAGCGUUAAUGGCACAUAAAUCAAGAAAAACGGAAUCAUCAUUGGUUGCACCACAACCACAACCACAACCACAACCACAACCUCAAACAAAGGUACUGAUGAAGGUAUCAAAAGUUGAAAGGGUUAGAUGGUUUAAUCACAGCAGCAGCAGCAUACGAGGAGGAGGAGGAGGAGGGAAGAGAGAUAAAGUCCGGGCAGAAAAAGCACAGACCCAUGCCGCCCUGUCUGUGGCGGGUCUGGCGGCAGCUUUGGCCUCCAUCACAAGAGCAAGAAGCAUGGAGACGAUGAAGGAGGAUUCAAGAAUGAGCAGUGCUGUUGCGUCGGCUACAGAGCUGUUAGCAACCCAUUGCUGUGAGGUGGCGGAAUCCUCUGGAGCCGAUCAUCAUCUUGUCUUGUCUGUCCUCCAAUCAGCCAUCAACAUCCAAACUCCAACCCAUCUAACAACUCUCACAGCUGCAGCUGCAACAGCUUUGCGAGGUGAAGCAGCCCUCAAAGCUAGAUUUCCAAAACAAGCAAAAAAGAAUGCUACUGUCAUUCCAUAUGAAAAGGGAAUGCCGCCUCAAACCAUUAAAUUUAAACCCCAGGAGGUGAAGGAGGAGGACGACCACCAUCACUCUUCUACUCAACACAUGCUGCAACAAGUAUACAAAGGAGGGUUACACUGGAAGCAAGUAUCCAUAUACAUAAACAACAAGUCCCAGGUUAUAAUCAACCUCAAAAGCAACCAUGUGGGAGGGGCCUUUUCCACAAAGAAUAAAGGCAAGCUUCCACUUCAUGGCAUGGCAAAUGUGUUGUGUAUGGUGUGUGCAAUGAGAAAGGGUCUUGGCCAUACUGCAAAGAAAGGGAAAAUGCAGAUACCUAUUUUGGGGUUAAAACAGCCAAAGGUCUUCUGGAGUUCAAGUGCAAGACAAACAUCCACAAACAGAAAUGGGUUGAUACAAUUCAAUAUCUUCUACAAAUCAAACAAACUACCAACCAACAUCAGCCAUUCGCAUUCCAUCAAAAAGCUUUAGACUAGAAAACCAUCAACAACCAUGUGUCAUGGACUCAUGGUUUAUGGCUGCAUCUAGUCUGGCUAUUAAUUAAUUAUAGCUUUGUAUUUCUGAUAUAUAUAUAUAUAUAUAUAUAUAUAUAUAUAUAUAUAUAUAUAUAUAUAUAUAUAUAUAUAUAUAUAUAUGUAUGUGGUUUUUGUAACCCUUGCGACUAUCUAUGUACACACACACUACUUAACAUAUGCUAUGCGCCUUGUCUCUUUGGUUAUUUA
Lactuca sativa (garden lettuce) is the source of this 1545-nucleotide messenger RNA. Lineage: Eukaryota; Viridiplantae; Streptophyta; Magnoliopsida; Asterales; Asteraceae. The record is from RefSeq and is a predicted model, not a curated record.